Theileria parva strain Muguga is the source of this 453-nucleotide messenger RNA. It is a transcript of the gene imp1, whose product is annotated as Mitochondrial inner membrane protease subunit 1. Gene Ontology annotation, molecular function: serine-type endopeptidase activity. Gene Ontology annotation, cellular component: membrane; mitochondrial inner membrane peptidase complex. Lineage: Eukaryota; Apicomplexa; Aconoidasida; Piroplasmida; Theileriidae. Bases 1 to 453 code for a protein of 150 amino acids. The record is from RefSeq and is a predicted model, not a curated record. The transcript is spliced from 3 exons.
AUGUUUUUUGGUAAAUUUAAAAGGCUCAAAUCAUUUUCUAAGUCUCUUCUCUACACAAUCGGCACCUUCCACAUCUUAACCUAUUAUCUCGUCGACGCCACCCUGACUAAGGGGCCUAGCAUGAGUCCUGAGAUAAGUGACUCUGGCACGUUGGUAUUAUACAUGCGUCCAUAUUUAGUUUCCAAGUUCCGAGAAGGGCAGGAGUUAUAUCGCAAAAACGACGUUGUGAUUAGCACAUCGCCUCUGAAUCCAAAUAAACGAAUUUGUAAGCGAAUCGUCGGGGUCCCCUACGAGACUAUACACAAUACUAAAAUACCUCAAGGUCAUUUUUGGCUGCAAGGUGAUAAUAGAGAAAACUCACUGGACAGUCGUCACUACGGUGCGAUAUCGUCUGGACUAUUUCAAGGGAUUGUAUUUUUAAUAGCUUCAAAGAAUGGAAUCAAGUUGAUUUAG